Molecule: messenger RNA, 768 nt
Organism: Cherax quadricarinatus
Lineage: Eukaryota; Metazoa; Arthropoda; Malacostraca; Decapoda; Parastacidae
Source: RefSeq, a predicted model, not a curated record
GAGUCACCGUGUGCAUUAGUUUCAUCAAAAUUCGGUUGGACAGCAAACAUGCAACGUAUUGUGACAUCUCAAACACACGCCAAAAGCAGUGAUGUCCAGAGGGAUUAUUAUCUUAGCCAAAAGAAGACGUUAGAGGUAAAUCCUCGUCACCCACUGAUUAAGGAACUCUUAAAACGUAUUGAAGAUGAUCCAGCAGAUGCUACAGCAAAGAACAUAGCUACAAUGAUGUAUCAUACAGCUACGCUAAGAUCUGGUUACAUGCUGAAGGAUACAGUUACUUUUUCAAAGUCUGUAGAGGAAAUGAUGCGCCAAUCACUGGGAAUACCUUUGGAUGAGCCAGUGGAAGAAGAGCCAGAAUUUGAAGAGCCGGAAGAUGACGAGGAGCAGUUGCUUGAUGAAGAGGAGGAAGAUGCAGGAGAGGUGGAAGAAAUGCAUGAUGAGCUUUGAAACCUGGGAUUGGUACAAAAUGGCUAGUUGUAAUAGUGGCUAGUUCUGUUCAGAGUACUUUGUUCUAUUAAGUGUCUGGUCUAAUUUGAGGUAGGGUAAAUUUUUCAUUUAUCAUGCCCUCUUGGUUUGAUAUUUUAGUUAUAAAUUAACAGUAAAUUUUGCCAUUUACCUAGUCUAUCCAACAAAUGUAUGGGCAAAAUUUUAACGAGUUUAUCAAACCAGUAAAGUCACUUCUCAUGUCUGCCAUAAUUGUGUAUUGCUGUCCUCCAUUUCAUUAUGGAUGAUUGUGUGAAAGUAUCAUUUUUGUAAUAAAAAUGCAAA